CAGUGUCAGCGGACAACCAGAACAGAACCACAGUUCCCAGAGUUCCCAGCAGAGUAUCGGCGCGUGCGAAGGGCCGGAGAGUCCGGUGGGAAAAUGACGGAGACGUACGACUAUCUGUUCAAUCUGCUCCUGAUCGGUGACAGCGGAGUGGGGAAGACGUGCCUGCUGUUCCGGUUCAGCGAGGACGCCUUCAACACUACCUUCAUCUCCACCAUCGCAAUCGACUUUAAAAUGAAAAUUAUCGAACUGGACGGAAAGAAAAUCAAACUCCAGCUCUGGGACACAGCGGGCCAGGAGCGGUUCAGGAUGAUCACCUCGGCCUAUUACAGAGGAGCCAUGGGCAUCAUACUGGUGUAUGACAUCACCAACAGGAAAUCCUUCGACAACAUCAAGAACUGGAUACGCAACAUCGAGGAGCAUGCGCCCCCAGAUGUGGAGAUGAUGAUUCUGGGUAAUAAAUGUGACAUGAACGACCAGAGACAGGUGUCCAAGGAGAGAGGAGAGAAUCUCGCCAUCGAUUACGGGAUCAAGUUCCUGGAAACCAGCGCCAAGGGCAACAUCAACGUGGAGGAGGGAUUUUCCACUCUGGGAAGAGACAUCAUGACUGAAUUUAACAGGAAGAUGAAUGACAGCAGCCUAUUGGUCGGAGGAAGAGGAGGAAGAGGAGGAGGAGGAGGAGGAGGAGGAAGAAGAAGAGGAAGAAGAGGAGGAGGAGGAGGAGGAGGGCAGGUUAAAACCAUAGAGUUUUACUGCAAGAAGUAUUUCAGCUGUUGUUCUCUGCUGUGAUUUCUGCUUCAGAAGCUUCCGGAACAUUUCUACUUCCUGUCACCUUCUUCUGAAGAGAUCUCUGUUUUAUCUGUAAAGUUUUUUAUCUUCAUUUAAAUUUGAAAUCCAAACAGAGAAAUCUGAAACUGUUGAACCAAAGACUGAACAAUCUCACAGAUAGUAUGUAGAUUAUAUAACAUAUAUCUCUGUAAUCUGUUACGUUAUACACACAUUUAUAUUUAAAACAUGCUCUGUUACUUACAUUAAUUAAGUUUCAAGUUUAUUUCAUUCAUAAAGCACUUUAAAAUCUGAUAGAUUUUUGCACCAAAGUGCUUCACAAAGACAGAAACAUUUGUUUGUUUUUAAUCAAAUAAAUGAAGUUUUUAUCUCUUUGUUGCUUUAACUUGAAACCACUUGAAGGAAAAAUACUUUUUUAAAAAAAGUUAAUUUUUUUUUUUUAAUUUUUUGGGAAUUUGUUUGAAUUC
Sander lucioperca (pikeperch) is the source of this 1250-nucleotide messenger RNA. Its product is annotated as ras-related protein Rab-8B-like. Gene Ontology annotation, cellular component: trans-Golgi network transport vesicle; synaptic vesicle; endosome. The record is from RefSeq and is a predicted model, not a curated record. The coding region runs from base 94 to 786 and encodes 230 amino acids. Gene Ontology annotation, molecular function: GTP binding; GTPase activity. NCBI's taxonomy places the organism in Eukaryota, Metazoa, Chordata, Actinopteri, Perciformes, Percidae. Gene Ontology annotation, biological process: cellular response to insulin stimulus; regulation of exocytosis; protein localization to plasma membrane. The transcript is spliced from 8 exons.